AUGCCUCGGCCUCUAUCUCCACAUCCAACUCCCCCAGUGGGUCUUGCUGCCCUCCGCUCUGCAGCUCCUCCUGCCCUCCACUCUGCAGCUCCUGCUGCCCUCCACUCUGCAGCUGCUGCUGCUCUCCACUCCGCAGCUCUUGCUGCUCUCGGCUCUGCAGCUCCUGCUGCCCUCCACUCUGCAGCAGCUGCUGAUCUCCUCUUUGCAGCUGCCGCUGCCCUCCGCUCUGCAGCUCCUGCUGCCUUCCGCUCUGCAGCUGCUGCUGCCCUCCCCUCUGCAGCAGUUGCUGCUGCCCUCCGCUCUGCAGCUGCUGCUGCCCUCCCCUCUGCAGCUGUAGCAGUUUGCCACACCACCGCUACACUCCCCUCUUGCUAUUGUCACAUCCAUCGUCCGAACACCCUGGGUCACCGUCCGACGAUCUCGCACCAACACCGCCGGCCAAUCACGGUGUGCCAGGUGUCGCUCGUCGACGACGGCCCGUUCGUCGCAGCGAUCGCCACGUCCAUCGCACUCUCCGCCGCGCCGCUCGUCCUACCGUCGCUCCCGUUCCUUUCGCAGAAGACGAAAGGAUCCGACGAUGACGAUGCUGCAGCAGCGGCGGCCGCGGCGCUGCUCGCGGCGGGAUGCUGGGUACUGGCAUGGAUCGACUCUCGCGAUGUCAAGUACAUCCUCUUCGCAGCCGUCUAUGCUGCACCUUACGCCAGGGGCGGUCUCACCCUGGCAGUGGACGGCAACUGGUUACCUCUCUUCAGCAUUGCAGCGUGUGCAUUGCAUGUCCAGGUUGACAAUGUGGCUGUGGAGCGAAGGAAGCUGGCCUCCAAGAUUAAGUGCGCCAAGAAAAAGGGCAGCCUUCAUGGUAAUUCCAAGGACAAAGGCAGCAACGCAAAGCAGAGCAAGUGA
Closterium sp. Yama58-4 is the source of this 900-nucleotide messenger RNA. The record is from the annotation of a GenBank genome assembly. NCBI's taxonomy places the organism in Eukaryota, Viridiplantae, Streptophyta, Zygnematophyceae, Desmidiales, Closteriaceae.